This is a messenger RNA of Lepidothrix coronata (blue-crowned manakin), 902 nucleotides long. RefSeq names its product LIM domain kinase 1-like. Gene Ontology annotation, biological process: protein phosphorylation; actin cytoskeleton organization; positive regulation of stress fiber assembly. Gene Ontology annotation, cellular component: cytoplasm; nucleus; neuron projection. Gene Ontology annotation, molecular function: ATP binding; protein binding; protein serine/threonine kinase activity. The transcript has 7 exons. The record is from RefSeq and is a predicted model, not a curated record. The annotation marks the transcript as partial. NCBI's taxonomy places the organism in Eukaryota, Metazoa, Chordata, Aves, Passeriformes, Pipridae.
GGACCAACCUGCCGGUGUGUGCGAGCUGUGGGCAGGGCAUCUACGAUGGGCAGUACCUGCAGGCGCUGAAGGCAGACUGGCACUCGGACUGCUUCAGGUGGGACCCGCCGGGGGACAGCGGGGCACCGGGAGGGGUGGCAGCGGGACCGCCGGGAUGGGUGGACCCAGACUGCAUCAGCCCUGACAUGAAGAACUCCAUCCACGUGGGCGACCGCAUCCUGGAGAUCAAUGGCACCCCCAUCGGCCACGUCCCCCUGGACGAGAUCGACCUGCUGAUCCAGGAGACCAGCCGCCUGCUCCAGCUGACCAUCGAGCACGACCCCCACGAGCCCCUUGCCCGGGAGCCGGGGCUGGCCGGGAGCCCCCUGCCCGCCCCGUGCAGCCCCCUGCGCUCCCCGGCCCCCCCGGAGCCCGCGGCCAUGCGCCAGCGCGCUGUCACGAGGAGCUGCAGCACGGACAAGUCCCCGGGCUCGGGCUCCGUGGGCUCCCCCGCGUCCCAGCGCAAGGACAUCGGGCGCUCCGAGUCCCUGCGCGUCGUGUCCCGCGCCCACCGCAUCUUCCGCCCCUCCGACCUCAUCCACGGGGAGGUGCUGGGCAAGGGCUGCUUCGGCCAGGCCAUCAAGGUGACGCAUCGGGAGACGGGCGAGGUGAUGGUCAUGAAGGAGCUGAUCCGCUUCGACGAGGAGACACAGAGGACCUUCCUCAAAGAGGUGAAGGUGAUGCGCUGCCUGGAGCACCCCAACGUGCUCAAGUUCAUCGGGGUGCUGUACAAGGAGAAGAGGCUCAACUUCAUCACGGAGUACAUCAAGGGGGGCACCUUGAGGGGCCUCAUCAAGAGCAUGGACAGCCACUACCCCUGGAGCCAGCGGGUCAGCUUCGCCAAGGACAUCGCCGCCGGCAUG